AUGUCUCGCAAAAACUUGGCUUCGCGGUAUUUGGAGUCCAUUGGUGGCCAGGGCCCAACCAUCGGAUCUCCAUUGACUCCGUCAGCACGUACCAAUGAUCCUGAACUUCCCAGAACACCCACAAGAUCUCGGUUUUCUGCAAAGGAAAACGAGAGUCCCACGCGAGAGGUUGAGGAGUUUGAGAUGUCCAAGCUUUCGCCAAUAAAGCGAUUGAUUCUAGAGAAGGAGAGAGACGUGGUCAAGAACAGAUCUUACGAGAACGUUCCCUCACCCACGAAGACCACAAGGAUGCCCCAAAGUCCGAGCAAAGAUGACCUGGCUACUAUGGGAAAGAUCAACAGUGCAAUGUCGAACUCUCCCUCCUUGAAGAAUCUGAAUAAGCUACGCACUAUCGAGGCAAAGCUCAAGGCUUCCCAGGCAGUCAAUGGAAUGCAAAGAGUCCGGAUCGCUAGUUCGAGCAAUAUGGAUACGGAUAGAAAGACCAUUCAGACAUACGAGUAUCUUUGUCGUAUUGCUGAAGCUAAGACAUGGAUUGAAAGCUGCAUCGAGGAGAAGAUUGAUCUAUCAGAGACAGAAGACUCAAUAGUUGAGUUCCAGGAAUACCUAAGAAAUGGUAUCGUUUUGGCAAAGCUGGCGCAGAAGUUUGUUCCCGGUUUUGUGAAGAACAUUUACUAUGGUAAUGCCACUUCCAACUCGUUCUACGGAGUCAACAGAGGUUUUCAGUUCAAGUACACCGAGAACAUUAACGUCUUCUUCAAAUUUUUGGAGCACGUUUCUGUUCCAGACAUGUUCAGGUUUGAGCUCACUGAUCUCUACGAAAUGAAAAACUUUCCCAAGGUGAUUUUCUGUAUUCAUGCCCUCAGUUACAUGCUUUCGUCACAGGGAAAGGCACCAGAAUUGAGGAGUCUUUCCGGAGAGAUCAACUUCUCCAAGGCCGAAAUCUCAAAAAUUCAGAGCAAGAUCAGAGGGCUGAAAUUGCCAAACUUUGAUAACAUUGACGGUGGAGUUGGAGUUGACGAUGCUGGUCUAGGGAAAAUCAGCGAGAUAGACACUUUUGACAAAAGUUUGGCCAAGACGCCCUCGGUUUCCAAGUUGGAACCUGCUCCGGCCUCGGUUAGAAAGGUCUCUCUCAGAAAGGUCUCUUUACCCGUUCCUGAAAACCUCUUCAGCGACUCACCAAGCUUGAGUCCCAGCAUCUCUGAGUCUGAACUCAAGAUUGAAGAAAUCCAGAAGAAGUACGCCAAAAUGAUGAACCUUGAGUUUGAUUUUGACAAUACAAAUGCGGGAGAAGAACUGGAGCUGAUGCCAUACGUCCCUGAUUACAGUGCUUCUGAUUACGACAUGGUACAGCUCCAGGCGAUUGCAAGAGGUUCACUGGUGAGAUACAACUUGUUCGUAGACAAGUUUAUGCUCAAGACGUUUACUCCUGGUGUUGUGAAGUUCCAGGCGAUUUCCAGAGGUCUUUUGUUAAGACGGUCAAUUGGUAAAAGCAAUCCAUUGCAGCCUGCUCCGGUUGUAUUUGGUAAAGCAAGGUCUCAAUCCCAUUCGGCUUACGACGCUUUCCAGAGCCAGUUGUCCGAACAUGAAAGCCAAAUCAUUGCUCUACAAUCGCUUAUCCGCGGAGGUUUUUUCAUGAGAGAAAAGAACUACCAAAGGAGAAAGUCUCUGUUGAGAUGUACCAACGAUGCGAUCAAGCUCCAGUCAAGGAUCAGAGGUGUUCUUUUGAGAAAACGCAUCGAUGAGGUUGCCAGCUUGGGAAUAUCGUUACACAACAAAUUAGUGAUCUCGAGACCCAAAAUGAAUGUUCCUGAGGAAUUGGCAUUGGAGGCCGAGGCUGCUCGUGACUCCCUGACUGCCCUUCAAGGAAUCAUAAGAGGUGGAAUUGCAAGGAAUCAACUCAACAACGUUCUGGAUACUCUGUCCUUCAACGAGUCGGCCCUCAACACACUGGCAGCAGUUGCCCGCGGAAAGGCUUUGAGGGAGCAAAUGGCAAAUUCCAAGAGAUCUCUCCAGAAGAACUUGAACUCGGUGAUUUUGAUUCAAUCGGCGGUGCGUGGUGUGUUGAGCAGAUUUUCCAACGAAUUGCUCAUUGACGAUAUCGAGGAGCAUUACGAGGCGUUAAGUGAGCUUCAGGCAAUUGCCAGGAGCAAGAGAUUAAGAAAUCAGCUUAGUUCCAUGAACGAUUACUACUCCAGACCUGAGAAUUUGGCAAAGAUCGUUAAAAUUCAGAGCUGCUUUAGAGCUGCCAAACACACGAAUGCAUACAAAUCGUUGGUAUUUGAGGCCAGUCCACCAUUGCGUGCCAUACGGAACUUUGCCAGCUUAUUGAAUGAGAGAGAUCAGGAUUUUGAGCAGGACAUGUCGAUAAAGAUGUACAAGGAUAAAGCGAGCAAGAAAGCCAAGCAGAUUGAGCUUCUGGAGAGUAAAAUAAGUGCGUUGGAUGUGAAAAUUGGUCUUUUGAACAGAAACAAAAUUACUCUUGACGAACUGGUGAACUACAAGAACAAACACCUUUCAGCAGACGUGGAUACUGCCGAAACUGAGAUUCCAGACACAUUUGCUUCCAGCACCAGCUCAAAGCCCGAAGUCAAAGCCAACCUCAAUAAGAGCGCUAGAGAACUGAGAGAAUGCUAUGAGAAGAUGUUCUACAUUUUGCAAACCCAACCAGCAUAUCUCAGUAGGCUCUUUGCUGCUAUUGAGCAGAAUCCUUCGUAUGUCCUGGAACUACCUGGAAGUGUUGAGGACUACGUCUUGAAAAUCUUUGGCUUCACUCCUGUGAAUGCUGACAUCGAGAGACCAAAGACCAGAGAGGAGUACCUUUAUAUGAAAAUGGUUUUGUACAACAUCAAGUCCUGGAUCAGCGAUGUUGUUGCAACCGACGGCUUCAAGGCUCUGUUCAAGAGCGACAUUUCAGCAAAAAAGCUCCUGGUCAACAGCAUGAUGUGGGAAUCUGUUCUCAACAUGUUCAACAAUCUCACUCAUCAGAGACUGUCAGCAAAAAAGAUAUUUGGGGCUCACAUCACCAAACUGUUGAAGGACGUGGAUUUGAGUUUUGAGUCUACUCCUUUGAACAUCUACAAUAAUCUCAUUGAGAAGGAAGAGGCCCUCACUGGCCAAAGAACUCUCAAGAUGAUCGUGGGUAUUGACAACAAUACUGCCAUUGAAGAUCCUGAAACUAGAGAUCAGUUCGUCAAGAACCUGACAAACUUGAAGGAGACAGCCAACGAUUUUAUCUUGAUUAUCGAAUAUGUGAUUGCUGCUUUGCCGACCUACAUCCGCACUUUGUGCAAAGAGCUGUACGAAUUUCUCAAGCUGAAAUACCCUGGUGAAUCUGAAAGGUAUUACCUCUCUUUUGUUGGAAGAGUCUUCAUGAAGAACUACUUUCUGCCAAUAUUGCUGAGACCCGAAAACUACGGAAUCCGCUUGAAGCAACCAGGUUCUAGCGAGAGACAAACCUUAGCCAUGAGGCAGAACCUGAUCGAACUUUCGAGAGUACUCUACCAAUUGGUGUCUAUGAAAGCAUUUGGAGCGCAGAAUGUCUACUUACAGCCAUUAAACGAGUUCAUUGAUCUGUCUGUUGAGCUUGUUCGUCGCAUGCUGCGCAAGUUGAUUAAUGUGGAAGACAUGGAGACAACAUACAAUAUCUCCAGUAUUUACAGUGAUUUUGCCAACGAAGACCACCCAGAGCUCGUUCUCAGUUACCAUGAUCUUACCGGAGUGUUUGAACUGGUCAACCUUGAGAUUAAUGAUCUGGUUCCGGAAAGAGAGGAUUUGUUGAGAGAUCUCGCUCAGGAUAUCAUGGUGUUGCGUAGUGCUCCAGGCUAUUCGUUUUCUGAUCCUGUGAUCUUAAAACUGAUCCCGGUGGCUGCUACCGAGGACCCAGAGGAAAUAUAUGCCAAGUCGUUGCUGCUUCAAGUGAAGACCUGUCUCAUCUAUAUCAUCCAGGUGCAAUCUGGCACAGACCUGUUGGACCUGUUGAUCAAAGAGAUCCAGCGCCCUGAUGAAGUUGCAUAUAAAGCUCUUAUCAGCAAGCAAGGCUCUAAGUCCACUUCUGUUGAAGAUACUGACGGUAACAUAGUGAAUUUGAAAUUCUUGUCGUUCCGUGAAUUGAAGAAGAUUACAAUGGAGAAGGUUCUGGAGCUAGAGGAAAUGGGCAAGAUCAGCAGAUCGAACUGUUUCCAAGAUUUACUUGAUGACAUAUCUCGAGACAUCAAGAGGAAACACGAACAGAGGGCAGACAGACAGAAGGAGCUUAAGGAUGUGACAACCACUUUCAUGAGGCUGAAGCAAAGAGAAGACAGAUUGUCAAAGCUGCUCAACUCGUACAUGGCCGACAUCGAUCAAGGGAUGCUCAGAUUGCAGACUCAUCCACGCAAAAAGAACUUUUUGAGGCAGCUGUUCUCGAGGCAAUACUACCACUAUCGCGAGCUCAAGAAGAGAAAGGGAAGUGUCCCUAGAUACGGAUCUUACAGAUACUCUGCCAAGUAUCUGUUUGAGAAUGGAGUUUUACUGGAAGCCAAUGGCAUGUCUGCUGCUGCCAUCCAAGCCUCCCAAACGCUAUCUGGUACUAUCACCAGGGUAUUCUUCAUGUUUUCCUGCGACCAACCAGGUGUUUUCACAAUCGAUGUAGCCGCUGAAAUGGACAUUGUUGGUCUGGAGAAGCUUACUCUGGACGAACUCUUGAAUUACCAGUACGAGGGUAAAACUAGAAUUGAGCUGUACGGAGGAAAGACAAUCUUCGAUACGAACGCCCUUGCUGCUCUCAUCUUCAGGAAGUUUUACGAAGUUAAAUAG
Messenger RNA from Kuraishia capsulata CBS 1993, 4794 nucleotides. RefSeq lists its product as uncharacterized. The record is from RefSeq and is a predicted model, not a curated record. Lineage: Eukaryota; Fungi; Ascomycota; Pichiomycetes; Pichiales; Pichiaceae. Gene Ontology annotation, biological process: regulation of actin cytoskeleton organization; regulation of GTPase activity; mitotic actomyosin contractile ring assembly actin filament organization. The transcript has a single exon. Gene Ontology annotation, cellular component: mitotic actomyosin contractile ring; cytoplasm. Gene Ontology annotation, molecular function: calmodulin binding; GTPase activator activity; actin filament binding. Bases 1 to 4794 code for a protein of 1597 amino acids.